UGUAGUCAGGCAGACAUAACAAACUCGUCCAAUCACAAAAAAAUCUGAAAAGGGGAAUUUUGCUGUAUCUUGGCUCAGAUGGUGUUUCACAGCAUUGGUUAGUUGGUCCUGAUGUCCGAGGACCAGUGUCACCAACGGGCCGAGGCCUCCCGGAGGGGCCAGGGCGGUCUGGAGACAGGGGAGGGUGACACUGAGCCCAGCAUGCUGCUGCAGAAACUGAAGAGCAACAUCUCGAAACACGUUCAGACCAAAGUAGAGCAGAUCCUGCAAGAUGUUCAGCGUUUCUCUGACAAUGACAAGUUGUACCUGUACCUGCAGCUGCCCUCUGGACCGAGUUCUGGAGACAAAAGCGGCAGCGAUUCGAGUUCAUUUAACACGGCCGACCAGCUUCACACCUGUAACUGGAUCCGCAGUCACCUGGAGGAGCAUUCAGACACCUGCCUGCCCAAACAGGACGUCUACGAGACCUACAAGAGGUACUGUGAGAACCUGCAGCAGCGUCCUCUGAGCGCCGCCAACUUUGGGAAGAUCAUCAGAGACAUUUUUCCCAACAUCAAAGCGAGACGGCUCGGAGGCCGAGGACAGUCCAAGUACUGUUACAGCGGCAUCAGGAGGAAGACGGUCCUCAACAUGCCUCUGCUGCCCAACCUCGACCUGAAGAAUGACCCCAUGUAAGUGUUGCUGCAGAGCUGCUUCAGUCACCGACUGCUGCAUCCUCGAUGCAUGAAGGAGCGUUUCCUUCCUCCCUGCAGCUGUCAGACUGUACAAUCAGAACUGCUCCCAACAAGCAUAGAUGUUUACAUCAGCGCUGUAACUGCACUAAUCAACCGAACAACUGCUACUGUUAUAGGUGCAUAUUACUUUUCUCAGCUUAUAUACGCUAACUUUUUGGAAGUUACACGUUUACUUUUUAAUGCACAGGUACAAUCACACAAUCUGCACUUUUCUAAUUAUUCUAAAUAUUCUUAAAUCUUUAAACAUCUUUCAGUAUCCUGCUCUGUUUGCCACUUAUCUGUACUUUAGUUUUAAUAACUGUACAGGACUCUGCUUUGGUAACUAUUGUCCAUGAUGUAAAUAUGUUAAAGUUGUGUUUCUCACCUGUGUCCUGUUCUUUUUGUAUAUGUGUGUUUUUGCUACUGUUACAACCAAAUUUCCCCUUGUGGGACAAUUAAAGGAUUAUUCUAUGCAAACUGCCAUGAUCAUUGAUCAAUGAUCAUUGAAUGGUUAUGAGUACCAUCACAGUGGGCUGUAUUUUUGCAGGCACUAAAUGACCAGAUGAAAGACCAGUGAACCUGCUUCUUUUGAGGAAUUAACCUCCCUUACUUUCACGAUUGACAACUGCCUGAGGCAAAGGGAAGCUGAAAAGAACUACAAGGCCCAUAAGGCACCUAGUUCACCUCUGUUGUCCGUCCCCACACCGCCCACUCUUCUCUUCAGCCACCAGUGGAGCCCAUGCAGAGUCGGUGCUUGCGGUUGACCCUGAAGGAGAGGAAAAGGCGUUUGAGCCCAUUGUUUUACUGCACCGCUCAGGGCAUUUUCUCGCUUGUCCUACUGGUCAUUCUUUUUCCACAACAUGGCAAAACUUGUUUCAGAUCACUUGAACAGUACAGAUAAAUACCUUCUGAAAGUUAUGUCAGCAGCCAACAAAAAAGCCAUCACAAAGUGCUGGCUUCAGAAAUGCCCCUUAACAGGCAUUUUAUUUAUUUUUGUUAUGAAACAGUUACAUGCAUUAGAGCAAAUGACAUGUGCUAUAAGGCUCCAAAGGACCCAGGAAGAAAAUGUGGGAGAAAUGGUGUUAUCGUUUGGCUCUUGAAGCAGACUAGUUUUAAAAAAAAGGUCAGAUAUCUCACCUCCUUCAGCUUACCAACCUGGCAAACCUCCCUCUCUGGAACCUUGGCUCGUCACCGUCUCCUAUACUCAUAGGCGGCGGUAAAACGCCAUCCUGUGACAUCAAACCGGCUAAUCGCCUAAAAGAAGGGCCGUUGUCGUCACUUCCGGCAGUA
Molecule: messenger RNA, 2003 nt
Organism: Maylandia zebra (zebra mbuna)
Lineage: Eukaryota; Metazoa; Chordata; Actinopteri; Cichliformes; Cichlidae
Product: regulatory factor X, 5
Biological process (GO): regulation of transcription by RNA polymerase II
Molecular function (GO): RNA polymerase II cis-regulatory region sequence-specific DNA binding; DNA-binding transcription factor activity, RNA polymerase II-specific
Source: RefSeq, a predicted model, not a curated record